GACUGUGAUGUCCCCAUCGUCCCUGCUGGUGGCCCUGGUGGUGGCCGUGGUGGCCCUGGUGGGUGCUGGUACCCCAGUCCCGGGCCGGGUGUCUCAGUUGGUGACGGAUUUCGGGCUCCGGCUCUUCCGGGCGGCUUUGGGACCCCGAGGGGACACCAAUGUGGUCCUGGCCCCCCAUGGGGCCACCUCGGUGCUGGUGGCCCUCCAGGUGGCCACGGCUGGGCGGGGCCGGAGGCAGCUCGAGGAGGCCUUGGGGUUCAGCAUCGACGCCCCGGGGGUCUCGGCGGAGCUGCGGGAGCUGCGCCGGGCCUUGGAGGGGGGUCCCGGGCAGGGCCUGGCGGUAGCCGAGGGGCUCUUUGUGGGGCGGGGGGUCGCGCUGACCCCUGGCUUCGCCCGCCGGGCCCUCCGAGCCCUCGGACCCCGCAGCGUGGCCCGGGUGGACUUCGCUCGGCGGGAGGGGGCACGGACCCUCCUCGACUCCUGGGUGCGGGAGAGGACGAAGGGUCUGUUGGGGUCCCUGGUGCCCCCCGGGGCUCUGGGUCCCCGCACGCGCCUGGUGGUGGCGAGCGCGCAGUUCUUUCGGGGAAGGUGGGCGACCCCCUUCCCCCCCCGGGCCACCCGCGCCCGCCCCUUCCGCAGGGCAGAUGGCAGCGACGUCGCGGUGCCCAUGAUGGCCCGGGCGGGCACGUUCCGCUGCGGGGAAUUCGAGACGCCCGCGGGGGUCCCGUACUCGGUGGUGGAGGUCCCGUAUGAGGGGGGGGCGGUGUCCAUGCUGCUGGUGGCCCCCCUGGAACGGGAUGUCCCCAUUGUCACCCUCACCCGCCUCCUGGACAGUCCCCGUGUCACCCACUGGGUCACCAACCUCAGCCCUGCCCCCCGCCUGCUUGUCCUGCCGUGCUUCUCCCUGGAGACCACGUGGGACCUGCGGCCCCCCCUCAAGUCCUUGGGGGUCCUUGACCUCUUCGACCCCGAGGCUGCCGACUUCACCCCCCUCUCAGGGGAGGAGCACCUGGUGCUGGGCCAGGCUCUGCAGAGGGUCCGGAUGGAGGUGACCGAGAACGGCACCGAGGUGGCCUCAGCCACCGCUGCCAUUGUUUAUUCCCGAAUGGCCCCCCUGGAAAUCAUCCUGGAUCGGCCCUUCCUCUUCCUCAUCCGACAUGGCCCCACAGGUACCAUCCUCUUUGUGGGGCAGGUGACAGAGCCCUGAGCGCCUCAUGGGAGGGAGGGUGUCAUCCCACAUCGGGGUCACCCCACAGUUGGGGGUCCCCCACAGGGUCUGUGGGGCCAGGAGAGCUGUAAUUUAUUGGGGAGAG
This is a messenger RNA of Corapipo altera (White-ruffed manakin), 1313 nucleotides long. Its product is annotated as plasminogen activator inhibitor 1-like. Gene Ontology annotation, biological process: negative regulation of vascular wound healing; negative regulation of plasminogen activation; negative regulation of endopeptidase activity. Gene Ontology annotation, molecular function: serine-type endopeptidase inhibitor activity. NCBI's taxonomy places the organism in Eukaryota, Metazoa, Chordata, Aves, Passeriformes, Pipridae. The record is from RefSeq and is a predicted model, not a curated record.